Neurospora hispaniola is the source of this 1590-nucleotide messenger RNA. RefSeq lists its product as uncharacterized. Bases 112 to 1191 code for a protein of 359 amino acids. Lineage: Eukaryota; Fungi; Ascomycota; Sordariomycetes; Sordariales; Sordariaceae. The record is from RefSeq and is a predicted model, not a curated record. The transcript is spliced from 2 exons.
CUCCGGGCGUGACGCCAGCACCACCUUUCUUGUAGGCCGCUCACUUCCAAUUGGUCCUCCUUCACUUCAUCAUCGAAUCCAUCCUCCAAUACCCUUCUCGACAUCACGUCCAUGGCAGACUCGGGAGCCGGCGUAGUGGAGGUCGGAGCGCAACCCGAGCACCAUGCUCUCGCGUCGGACGUGCCCGGCAAUCCCAACACGGACACACACACCAUCGCUUCUCCAGUGACGGGUGCGGAGACGGGCACCCCGGUGCCGUUAGCUGCUGUCCAGGGAGAGGGUGGAGAUGUCACCCAGGGCGGAAGAGGAGAGCUUCCUGCGGCCUUUCCCAAGAGACGCCGCGGCCGUCCUCCCGGUCGCCCAAACAGGACAGUCAAGGAGGAUGAUUACCAGGAGAACCCGCUGGUCAAGGCAUGGAACGCGGCCAAAGAGGAGCAACCCCUGGCGGCUGUCGCCAUCCGCGUUAAAGACGCCCUGACUGCAGACUCUCUUGUUCACGAUACGCAACGGGCCAUCUUCAACGACUGUCCCAGUCGCGAAUACAUCUACUUUGUCAACGGAUGGAUCACGGCCCGCCACAUUGCCUCUCAGCGGCCCAGUUACGUCAACGGUCUGCUCAUCCACUCACGCGGCACAGAUGCCCCGGUGCAGUGCACCCAAUGUGCUGAUCGCCGCACCAAAAAUGCCCUGGGUCCCUUCAUAGUCUGUCGGAUCUUGCCCGGGAGCUUCCAUAACAGCUGUUCGAACUGCAAGUGGUUCGACAACACGUCAGCCUGUUCGCUGUAUACGGGCCCUACCCCCAACCGGAAGCGCAAGGCCAAGGCCCUUUCUGCUGGACCGAAUCCUGAGGAGAACACUACUACUACCAACGGGACUUCUGGUGUUGGUGCUGGUCAGCAGAAUGUUGCCCCAGACCAGACGGAGAUGGCUCACCAGAAUGCCCAGUAUACGUCCUUGCAAUUAGGCGUGAGGAUGGCGGCCCCGGAGGCGGAUAUGGAGGGAACUGAGGACCUCCAAGGACUUGGCCACGAGUUACAAGACCAUGACGCAGUGGAAGGGUCGCAGAGCGGUCAGCUAUCAGCUGGGAAUGAUGAUGACGAUGAUGAUGAUGAUGAAGAUAACUCUGUCGACGCUCAGCUUGCCGCCCAGCUUCUUCCCGAGAUUCAUGGACACAAUGACCAUCGGGACUAGAUGCCCGGACAGAGCACCUACUGAGGCGAGAGACUGGGGGAUCGUGCUUCUCAAUUCUUUAUGAAACACCAAUAGGGAUAUAUCUGACUGGGUUUGCUUAAAGGUUUGCUUCCCACUGGCGCUUUUCAACGUGCAGGAGUUUCUGUUGCAGGGUUUGCAUUUCUUUCUUGUUUGUUUUCUGGUCUUAUUUGUCUGUUCCAGUGAUAGUUUGUAGUAGUGUAUGCUUUGGGACGGACUUGGUAAGGGUAUCGACUCAUAUCUGUACACAGUAGGACUCGGAAGUGGGAACACAUUACGGGCAUAUUUCCAGACGGAACUAACAACUCAGGUCAGCGGGAAAAGAGAAGGCUACACGAUGUGAUGAGGGUCGUGACCACGAUAUGUAUGGGAUUGACGGUA